Alosa alosa (allis shad) is the source of this 873-nucleotide messenger RNA. Its product is annotated as E3 ubiquitin-protein ligase TRIM39-like. The record is from RefSeq and is a predicted model, not a curated record. Lineage: Eukaryota; Metazoa; Chordata; Actinopteri; Clupeiformes; Clupeidae. The coding region runs from base 274 to 672 and encodes 132 amino acids. Gene Ontology annotation, molecular function: protein binding. The transcript is spliced from 3 exons.
CAGAAAAACGUUGAAAUAACCGAUUGCAAACUGCAGGAGCCAGAAAAAGUUUCAGAAAUUCUGCUCAAUGAGACGAAACACCUGGACAAACUGAAGUGCGAAGUCAUAAAGCAGUUGAGAGAGACUGAUGAGAAGCCUGCUUUGACUCUAGACCACAACACUGCACACCCAGAUCUGGUCCUGUCUGAGGAUCUGACCACUGUGACAUUCGUUGAAAAUAACCCACAGAGGUAUGACUUGUACCACAGUGUGCUGGGCUCUGUGGGCUUUGACAUGGGCACUCACUGCUGGGAUGUGGAGGUUGGGGACUAUCCACGCUGGAUUCUGGGCGUGAUGGCGGAGUCUGCUAAGAGGAAGGGAGACUUCACCCCCAUGAGUGGACGCUGGUUUAUGUGGCGUAACGAUGACGAGUACGCUGCACGCUCUACGCCGACCCCCUCCACUUUCCUUAAGGUGGAGCAGAAGCCGCAGAGAGUCCGAGUGCAGCUGGACUGGAACGGAGGAGAAUUGUCAUUCUUUGAUGCGGAUACUUUUGGACAUAUACACACUCUCAAAGACACUUUCAAGGAGAAAGUGUACCCAUACUUUAACACAGUCUUUACUUUGAAGGUCCUGCAAGUAGAUUCAGGGUGGAUGACAGCAGAAGACACGGGGUGGACCCCAAUACCGUAAUUUCCUGCCUAUAGACCGCAACAGUCCCGUCCACUGCCGAUUCCGGAGUAUAAGCCAUCGUAACCGUCCAUGGUAGACUUAAAACCAGCUAUGACAUGACUAAGCGAUUGUACAUGCAAAAUCCUAACAGGUAAAAGCAGAACCUUUGAUUGGUAGAGACAGGCGUAGAUUUGCGUGGGGACCGAAGGACGUGUCCACACC